Molecule: messenger RNA, 4136 nt
Organism: Balaenoptera musculus (blue whale)
Lineage: Eukaryota; Metazoa; Chordata; Mammalia; Artiodactyla; Balaenopteridae
Gene: GATAD2A
Product: GATA zinc finger domain containing 2A
Exons: 13
Coding region: 395-2422 (675 amino acids)
Biological process (GO): negative regulation of transcription by RNA polymerase II
Cellular component (GO): NuRD complex
Molecular function (GO): sequence-specific DNA binding
Source: RefSeq, a predicted model, not a curated record
AGCCGGGCUGCGAAGCGGGCAAUUUCAGUGUGAGACGGAGCGGCGAGACCGAGCGGCGGCUUCGAGCGCUGUGCGGCGGCUCCUCCCGCCCGGGGUCAGCGCCCCGGCGCGCGCACGCGCACCCCCGCCGCCCGAACGCGCUCCGCGCCACCCGCUCAGUCUGUCCGUCGACCGUCCGUCGUCCUGUCGCCGCGACUCCGCCGCCGCGGGCGCCACCUGAGGGAGCUGCCGCCGCGGGACCCGAGCGGACUGGAUACGACCCUGCCACCCGAGGCCGCCCGGGGCCCAGCAGCCGCCCGCAGAGGCGCCGAGCAACUUCGGUUGGCCAGCUCAUUGACGGAAGUUGCCUUUUGACAUAGCUCCCACCAUGGCCGGCUGGUAGGACCACCGUCCCAUGCCCAGAAGCCAGUUCAGAAUGACUGAAGAAGCAUGCCGAACACGGAGUCAGAAACGAGCGCUUGACCGGGACCCAGCAGAGGACGAUGUGGAGAGCAAGAAAAUAAAAAUGGAGAGAGGAGUGUUGGCUUCAGAGUUAAACGCUGACGGAGACAUGAGAGUGACACCUGAGCCAGGAGCAGGCCCAGCCCAAGGGUUGCUGAGAGGCGCAGAGGCGAUGGCCAUGGGCAGAGGCGAAGGGCAGGUGGGCGAUGGGCCCGUGGACAUGCGAACCACACACAGUGACAUGAAGUCCGAGAGGAGAGCCCCUUCGCCCGACGUGAUCGUACUCUCUGACAACGAGCAGCCUGUGAGCCCGAGGGUGAAUGGGCUGACCGAGGAUGCCUUGAAGGAGACCAGCACUGAGGCCCUUAUGAAAAGCAGUCCUGAAGAACGAGAAAGGAUGAUUAAGCAACUAAAAGAAGAGUUAAGAUUAGAAGAAGCAAAACUCGUUUUAUUGAAAAAGUUGCGGCAGAGUCAAAUACAAAAGGAAACUACCACCCAGAAGCCCGCAGGCUCCACUGGGAGCUCUGUGACCACCCCUCCCCCGCUUGUACGGGGCACCCAGAACAUUCCUUCCGGCAAGCCAUCACUUCAGACCUCUUCAACUCGGAUGCCUGGCAGUGUCAUCCCACCACCCCUGGUCCGUGGCGGGCAGCAGACGUCCUCGAAGUUAGGGCCACAGGCGAGCUCGCAGGUCGUCAUGCCCCCACUCGUCAGGGGGGCCCAGCAGAUCCACAACAUCAGACAACAUUCCAGCACGGGGCCACCACCGCUCCUCCUGGCUCCCCGGGCAUCUGUGCCCAGUGUGCAAAUUCAGGGACAGAGGAUCAUCCAGCAGGGCCUCAUCCGCGUCGCCAACGUCCCCAACACUAGUCUGCUCGUCAACAUCCCACAGCCCUCCCCAGCAUCGCUGAAAGGAACGACAGCCACUUCUGCUCAGGCCAACUCCACCCCCACCAGCGUGACCUCCGUGGUCACCUCUGCUGAUUCUCCAGCCAGUCGACAGGCAGCUGCCAAGCUUGCACUGCGCAAACAGCUGGAGAAGACGCUGCUUGAAAUCCCCCCACCCAAGCCCCCCGCCCCUGAGAUGAACUUCUUACCCAGCGCUGCCAACAACGAAUUCAUCUACCUGGUCGGCCUGGAGGAGGUGGUGCAGAACCUGCUGGAGACGCAAGCGGGCAGGAUGUCAGCCGCCGUUGUGCUGUCCCGGGAGCCCUACAUGUGUGCACAGUGCAAGACGGACUUCACGUGCCGCUGGCGGGAGGAGAAGGGCGGCGCCAUCAUGUGCGAGAACUGCAUGGCGUCCAACCAGAAGAAGGCACUCAAGGUGGAGCAUACGAGCCGCCUGAAGGCCGCCUUCGUGAAGGCGCUACAGCAGGAGCAGGAGAUCGAGCAGCGCCUCCUACAGCAGGGCGCCGCCCCCGCGCAGGCCAAGGCUGAGCCUGCUGCCGCCCCACACCCUGCGCUGAAGCAGGUCAUAAAACCCCGGCGUAAGUUGGCGUUCCGCUCGGGAGAGGCCCGCGACUGGAGUAACGGGGCUGUGCUACAGGUCAGAACUGCGGUGCCGGGAGCCCCCUGCACCGAACCACCAACCAGCCCUCACAUCCCAGACCGUGACCACGUCAGUCGCCGACUGUCACACUGCCUGUGUCUGUCUGCCUCCAGCCAGCUGUCCCGGGGCUCGGCCACAACGCCCCGAGGCAUCCUGCACACGUUCAGCCAGUCACCCAAACUGCAGAAUGCAGCCUCGGCCACAGCCCUCGUUAGCAGGACCGGCAGACAUUCCGAGAGAGCCGUGAGCGCUGGCAAGGGCAAUGCCACCUCCAACUGGAAGAAGGCGCCCCUGAGUACAGGCGGGGCCCUUGCAUUUGUCAGCCCGAGCUUGGCGGUGCACAAGACCUCCUCAGCUGUGGACCGCCAGCGGGAGUACCUCCUGGACAUGAUCCCGCCACGCUCCAUCCCCCAGUCGGCCACGUGGAAAUAGUGCGAGCCGGGCCCAGUGGAGAACAGGCUCCCUCCUCCCUCCCACCUGGCCCCACCACCUUCCACCCGGGAAGACACCCUGCUCCCCGAGAGGGCGAGUAAGCGCCGGCCGCGCUGCGGAAGUGAGAGUUCCGAUCUUGGCUGCAAAGUCUCAUCGACGUGGGGGGACCACUUCACAGGUGGACCAGGAUUAUUACUGGGGACCUUUCCCAUGGGCUUUCUUCCUUUCUUUGCCUUUAGUUUGCCCAACACCAGCAGAAAAGUGGACAUUGGGGGCUGGUUCUGCUCCUCGCCCUCUCCUUCGGCCCCCCGAAGGGCACAUGGACGGCUCACCCUAGACACUGUGACAUGCUCGGGCAGUGGCGCCCGGGGCUUCUGAAGUUGAGCGGAGCAUUCUGUUUUGUUUUUGCUUUUCCCUCUGUCUUAGCCUCCUAAUCUUUGACUGCCUUCCUUCAUGGCAAUCUCUAGGUUGACAGAUUUUUUUUAAUCACCUCACGAUGAUGGAGUUUAAUGUAAACCGUGCAGACCCAGGGUUCCCUGCCAAGCACGGCCCCCAUGCCCUGGAGGGUGGGCCUCUGACCACCCAGCCCUUGCUCCAGCAGAAGGCCUCUGCUGCUGCUCGUCCCGGAGACCCCCGACCUUCCACACUUAAGCAGAAGAACAAACUGCAACCCAGACCCAGCCAGAGAGCCCGGGAUCCUGGAAGCUGAGAACCGUCAACAGAGUAGGGAGGAGAGAAUCAGCAGCAACAUCCAGAGCCUGAGCGGGAAGUUGGGAGGGGCUGGCUGUUGUGGUUUUUGUUGUGGUGGUUUAUUUUAUUAAAUUCUUUCCUUUUCUUUUCCUACUUACUUUGAUGGACAACAUCCGAAGCCCUGGCCUGUGCUUCUGUCAGGUGUGUCUGGGUGGGGAGGCGCCCCUGCACCCCCCCAGACUUCAGGGUUUAUGUUUGGGUCUAGUUUAGAACCUUCCCUUAAAGCAGGGCCAUGCUGCCAGGGUUUGCCUUCAGACUUUUUUUUUUUUUUUUUUUAAACCCCCCUAGAGUCUACAGAAAUGUCUUACAAAGGAUCAGGUCUGCUUUUAGUUGUGUUGUGUUUUGGUUUCUCCCACUCCUUAAAAAUCGGUCCAUGAGGAAAGGCAGAAGCUGUUGUGUGUGUGCUGCACAUGGGCCAGCUCUGUGCAGGUGUGAGGGUGUCACGCGUACGCGCACACGCGUGUGUAGAUGGGGUAUGCUGCUCCUCACUUCAGCCCCAGCCCUGGUUUUCCUAUCCAUGCAGUUAGGGACUUAAUUUAAAAUCCUUAUUUUAUAGGGCCACCUUCUUCGAAUACACUGCUGCAACAUUCUAAUAAAGGCUCAUUUAACCGCCGCCGCCCCCUCCCAUGUUGUGUGACUAUCAGUGUUUAGAGGACAUUUUUGACAUGCCGUAGAACUAGUUUUCCAAAGCGUUCUAAUUUUUUGUUGUGUAAAACCCUAAAUUUCUCAUUGAUUUUUGUUUUGAGUACAUAAUGUAGAUGGGCUGAAGGAGGAGGGGAGGGCAGGAGAAGGGUGGCUUUCAUUCCAAGAUCCAGGGAUUUGGGGGAAAGGGGAAAUUGACCUUCAGGAGGGGUGGGGGAGCGGGGAAGGGUGUGUUUUUACACCAAAAAAUCAAGAGUAUGCAAGCAUUUCUAUUCCUCUCAUUUUUCUGUGUGCCUGGCAAAUAAAUACCUGUCUUAUACUA